This is a messenger RNA of Alexandromys fortis (reed vole), 1934 nucleotides long. It is a transcript of the gene Ankrd2, whose product is annotated as ankyrin repeat domain 2. NCBI's taxonomy places the organism in Eukaryota, Metazoa, Chordata, Mammalia, Rodentia, Cricetidae. Gene Ontology annotation, molecular function: protein binding. The record is from RefSeq and is a predicted model, not a curated record. The transcript has 8 exons. Bases 914 to 1885 code for a protein of 323 amino acids.
UUAACAAGUCCUAGGUGAGCCGCCACUACCUGCCAGGUCCUGUCACAGUGAAGGCUGGUGAUAGCAGGUGAUUAAGUUCUCCAGGCUCUGGAUGCUUCCUCGGUCAUCAAGCCAGGGUCCCACAAGCAACAGUUUUAGCCCGAGGUCAUAUCUUUUUUCCCUGGCAGAAGGUGCAUUGUUUUGGGUGACACCUACACAGGGAGACUUCAAAUCAUAGAAUCAUAAAUCUGGAAGAUCGUAUAGCCAUAAUUCCGGCAAGAAAGGCAGUCCAGGAUUGCUUCCAAACAAGCACUCGAGAGAAGGGGCUGUAGCUCAGUUGUAGAACAUUCAGCUGGCAUGUGAAGCCCCAAGUUCUAUGCUUGGUACUACAAAAAUAUUAAUUGGGAGGCAUCAGAAAUAAAACCUCGAAUCCUCUCUGAGAGAGGCUUGCACCAGGACUCCGUGGGGAAUGAACAAGGUGCCUGGGCCGCAUGGAGGGCAAGUUCUCCCCAGUCGACCUGCCUUGUUACCCUCAUCCUGGGCACAUAUUCCUAGGUUCACAACUACCUGAACUGCUUGGGAGCCCCUGGGAAUGGAUGCCAGAAGGUCACUAAAAGUAGAAAAGUGGUCUGGGGAAACCAGAGCUUCAGGUGGAGAGAGGAGGCUCAUCAGACCCUGACCACAAGACCAUGAAAGCUAGGCGCUGCUGUUCCUCCUAGCUCCAGAUUUCCCAGGGCUGAGCAUUGCUGAGAAAAUGCAGUGUCUGCCAUAGAACUGGCAGGCUUUCAUGUCGCCAAAGGAUUGUUGCACGAGGGAAGAGAUGAUGAGGCUGGAGGCUGGAGCUCGGAGGUAGAGCACUACCCUAGCCUGUGGAAGGCCUACGUUCAAUACCGGGAAGGAGAAACUUCGAAGAGCCACCCCUGGGAAGUUGUCCAUGGACUUGCUGGUUCUAGAGGAUGAAAAGCGCCUUGGGGUGCAGAGCCCUGCUUUACAAAAGGUUAAGGGCCAAGAGCGUGUACGCAAGACAUCCCUGGACCUGCGGCGUGAGAUUAUUGAUGUGGGUGGGAUCCAGAACCUCAUAGAACUGAGGAAAAAACGCAAGCAGAAGAAGCGAGAUGCACUGGCUGCUGCCCAGGAGCCACCUCCAGAGCCAGAGGAGAUCGUAAGGGUCCUGGGAUGGACAAACGUGGGCAGGGGGAGCCCGAAAGUCCCCAAACUCUCUACUAUUCUCUGUGAGUGGAUGCUCUUCCCGCAGACUGGCCCUGUGGACGAGGAGACGUUCCUGAAGGCUGCAGUGGAAGGAAAAGGGAAAGUCAUUGACAAAUACCUGGCCGAUGGAGGUUCCGCAGAUACCUGCGAUGAGUUCCGUCGGACAGCACUACAUCGAGCCUCCCUGGAGGGUCACAUGGAGAUACUGGAGAAACUUCUGGAGAAUGGGGCCACUGUGGACUUCCAGGAUCGGCUGGACUGCACAGCCAUGCACUGGGCCUGCCGUGGAGGCCACCUGGAGGUGGUGAGACUCCUGCAAAGCCGAGGAGCCAACACCAAUGUGAGAGACAAGCUCCUGAGCACUCCCCUGCACGUAGCCGUUCGCACUGGACACGUGGAGAUUGUGGAACACUUUCUGUCUCUGGGCUUGGAUAUCAAUGCCAAAGACAGGGAAGGGGACAGUGCCCUACAUGAUGCCGUGAGACUCAACCGCUACAAAAUCAUCAAACUGCUGCUCCUGCAUGGGGCUGACAUGAUGGCUAAGAACCUGGCAGGAAAGACCCCUACAGACCUCGUCCAGCUAUGGCAAGCAGAUACUCGGCAUGCCCUGGAGCAUCCUGAGCCAGAAUCAGAACAGAACGGACUGGAGAGGCUUGGGAGUGGGCGUGAGACCCCCCAGCCAGUACCAGCCCAGUAAAAGUUGGGCAACAGUCCCCUACUAUGGAGCUACUUGCAACCAGCCUGGC